CUUGUGUUUCUCGUUGGACUCACUACACAAACCAGCUAACGUUAACGGUAUCAACGAAAGGCCUUAUUGUAGUCAGGGAGCGUCGUUUUUGAAAGACAUUUCUUCCUCCUGCUACGAACAUGGAGCCCAGCGACUCAGGGCGAGGGGGAUGGAAGUCCAAGCCCAUCCAGCCACAGAAAAACAAGAUGAACAUGAAUAUUCUCCGCCAAGAGAAGCUGAUAGCUCAGAAGAAGAAAGAGAUUGAGGCCAGAAUGGCAGAGCAAGCAAAGAUGAAUGUGCAAACCACGAGCAAACCCCUGCCUCCAAGUUCUCCCAGUCAUCAAGCAGCUUCGUCAAACAAGUUUGCAAAUGAUGGAAGCUUCUUACAGCAGUUCAUGAGGAUGCAGAAGGAGAAAUCCAACAAUGGGUCAGGUUCAACCAGUGAUACCAAAACUCCCACAGGCUUGGCUUCAUCACCAGGAGGAAAUGCACUGCAGAAAAAGAGCAUUCUUGUUGGCAAGCGGCCUGGCCUUGGAGUCAGUAGCAUGCUUAGUCAGUUCAAGAACUACUCAAACUCCAAGAAGAAUCCUGUUCUCAGCCAGAGGCCGAGUGUGUUUUGUUCUCCCGAUGAUGAAGAUGAGGACGAAGAGGCCGAUUACUCCAGAUUCUUAGAGAUGAAAGUCUCUCCCCCAGAGGAUUCAGACACCAGACUCAUUAUCAACAAGAUGGCCUCUUUUGUGGCGGAGGGAGGAGCUGAGCUGGAGAGAAAGGCCAAGGAGGACUACAAGGACAAUCCCGUUUUCUCGUUUUUAUAUGAUAAGAGCAGCGUGGAGUUUCUGUACUACAAAAAAAGGGUUGCAGAAUUGAGAAAGGAUUUGCUAAGACCUGAGAAUGCGUCAGAUGAUGUCUCCCCCCCAGUGGACCCGGAAACCCAGCAGGUGGCUGAGAAGUUGGCCAGGAUUGUGGCGGAGGGUGGCCCCGAGGUGGAAGCCAUCACUGCUGAACGUAACAGAGACAACCCUGCCUGCAGUUUUUUAUAUGACCCCCAAAGUCCGGCCUACGGCUUCUACAAAGAGAAAAUACAGGAGUAUCGUGCUACGGCAUCUCAGAGCUCUCUACCUCCAGCAGCAGAGUCAAGGACAGACCUUCAGCGACCAGCUGCUCCGCCAUCAGCAGGAAUCCCCCCAACGCUUAACCCCGCUCCUCUACCCCACGUUCAGGAGACAGAAACUCCGCCUGUCAAACGGAAGAGGAAGAGUAGAUGGGGGUCUGAGGAUGACAAAGUCGAGUUGCCCAUUCCUCCCAUCAUUAUUCCUCCGGAGAUCAGUGUCCCAGACCCUAACACACCCUCUCUCUCCGCCCAGGAGCUGAGGGGACUUGGAUAUAAGAAGGGGAAGCCUCUUGGUCUGGUAGGAGUGACAGAACUGUCUGAGGACCAGAAGAGACAAAUCAAAGAACAACAAGAGAUGCAAGAGAUGUAUGACAUGAUCAUGAAGCACAAGCGUGCGAUGGCAGAGAUGCAGGUGAUGUGGGAGAAGGCCAUCAGAGACCACCAACAUGAAUACGACAGCGAUGAGGAAGUAGACCAGCAGGCGGGCACCUGGGAGCAUCGUCUCCGAAAGAUGGAAAUGGAAAAGACCCGUGAGUGGGCAGAAUCUCUGACAGAAAUGGGUAAAGGGAAACAUUUUAUUGGUGACUUCCUUCCCCCUGAGGAGCUGGAGAAAUUCAUGGAGACCUUUAAGGCACUCAAGGAGGGCCGGGACCCAGAUUACUCGGAAUACAAAGAGUUCAAGUUGACGGUGGAGAAUCUUGGUUUCCGGAUGCUUAUGAAGAUGGGCUGGAAGGAGGGCGAAGGCCUGGGCAGUGACGGACAGGGCAUCAAGGCUCCUGUCAACAAGGGAACUACUGCUAUGAACGGAGCAGGAUUUGGAGUCGACCGGCCAGCCGAGCUCACAAAAAAUGACGAUGAGUAUGACGCUUAUAGGAAGAGGAUGAUGCUUGCUUACCGCUUCAGGCCGAACCCACUGAAUAAUCCCCGGAGACCAUAUUACUGAUGUAAAGGACUCUUUUGUUUAUUCUUGUUUAUCUUAACUUAAAUGCUGUCUUCUGCAGCUGCCACAGCUCUGCACGGUUGUGAAAUGGACACUGUUGCACAGUAGAAAUUUUAAAAUUUGAAGUGGAGACAUUGGUCGAUUCUCCAUUAUGUUUGAGGUUUAAUUUGGGAGAAGAAAAAAAAUCUUAAAUGUUUUCUUUAAAUAAACAAUCACCUGUUUUGUCCCAUUUUAUUUUAAUACUGUAACAGUCAACUUACAAUAUAUAAACUUACAUUACUCUUCAGUUUGUGUUACCAUUUUAUUCCCGUUCAGAGCUUGACUCGACUUUGAAUUCCCAUCUAUGUAACACAGCUGUAUUAGCACACAAUCUUCUGUAUAAUUGUUGCAUUGAGUAAUUUUCCUCACUGUGCUAUAAUUACGAAUUCCUGUCAUUCAGUGUUCACAAUAAAACAUGGCCACUUACUGAAA
Epinephelus moara (kelp grouper) is the source of this 2501-nucleotide messenger RNA. RefSeq names its product SURP and G patch domain containing 1 (gene sugp1). Bases 120 to 2033 code for a protein of 637 amino acids. The record is from RefSeq and is a predicted model, not a curated record. NCBI's taxonomy places the organism in Eukaryota, Metazoa, Chordata, Actinopteri, Perciformes, Serranidae. The transcript has 14 exons. Gene Ontology annotation, biological process: RNA processing. Gene Ontology annotation, molecular function: RNA binding. Gene Ontology annotation, cellular component: nucleoplasm.